CAUUCUCGGAUUCUUCCAGAAUUUUCGAAAUGCAGAUAUCGUCUCUCUCCAUCAUCCGCCACUCUUCUCCUUCCUUCCUCCGUCGCGCGGCGAUUCACCACGGUGGAUGCGGAGUUCGACUCGGAAUCGGAAUCCGCCGCAGCUUCCAUCUUCUCACAGUCGUCUCAGCGAGACGAGAUAACCCCGAUGUCUCCAGAAAACCCCAGCCGAGCAAAAACAUGCUCAGAGCUAAGCACAACAUCGGCAAAGACCACUCCUCCUUAGCUCCGGUGCUCUCUCCCGACCACAAUCCUUCGCUCCUGGCCUCUCAGGCCAUCGGCACCGUCGCCACCGCUCAGGCGAACUUCAUGCGCGUCGUCGUCAGUGAAGAUCGUUCGUCUUCGUCGUCUAAGGAGGGAGUAGAGCUGCUUUGCGUGGUGAGAGCGGUGCUGAAGAAGAUACGGAGGAGAGUUCUGGUUGGGGAUAAGGUCCUCGUUGGAUCUAUCGAUUGGGAUGAUGGGAGAGGGAUGAUUGAGAACGUGUUUCAGCGGAGAUCCGAGAUUCUCGAUCCUCCCGUGGCGAAUGUUGAUCACUUGCUCGUUCUCUUCUCUCUUGAUCAGCCGAAGCUUGAGCCGUUCACUCUUACUAGGUUCUUGGUGGAAGCUGAGUCCACUGGGAUUCCACUCACACUCGCCUUGAACAAAUGUGAACUCAUCUCUCAAGAGGAGUUGGAGUCUUGGAAGAUGAGACUGCGUGGAUGGAACUACGAACCGUUCUUUUGCAGCGUGGGAACUAAAGAGGGACUUGAUGCGAUUGGGUUGGUCUUGAGGGAUCAGACUUCCGUGAUUGUUGGACCUAGUGGUGUUGGGAAGUCGAGUUUAAUCAACGUAUUGAGGAGCAGUGGUGGCGUUGAAGAAGAGAAUUGGUUUGAGCCUAUAAUAGGUAAUAAUAAGUGGUUUGAAGAUCAGCGAGUUGGUGAAGUUUCAACGAGAAGUGGUCGAGGCAAACACACAACUCGAAAUGUGUCGCUGCUGCCGAUUACUGAAGGCGGUUAUCUCGCUGAUACUCCUGGUUUUAACCAGCCUAGUUUACUGAAAGUGACAAAGCAUUCACUUGCCUUGUGUUUUCCUGAGAUAAGGAAGAUGAUAGAGGAAGAGAAAUGUGGAUUCAAAGAUUGCUUGCAUAUUGGGGAACCAGGAUGUGUAGUGAAAGGAGAAUGGGAAAGGUAUCCUUACUACUUACAACUGCUUGAUGAGAUCAGAGUCAGGGAGGACUUUCAGCUUAAGACUUUUGGUACCAAAAGGGAAGGCGAUGUUAGGUACAAAGUGGGAGGGAUGGGUGUGAAACAAGCUGAACCGCGGUUACAGCCGAAGAAGCAUAGGAGAGAGUCGAGGAAGAAGGUGAAACAGACAAGGAUCAGUGAGCUAGACGAGUUCGAAGAUGAAGAAAGCGACUGGGACAUAGAGGACGACCCAAUUGUCCAAGCCAUUGAGAACGAGAAAGAGAGAUGACAACGAGAAGAUCCACCAAACCAAUGUCUAUUGUCACGAACAAAUAGUUUGUCUAAAGAAACGAAAGUAGCAAGUAAAUGAGAAUGUCCUGGUAAAAACUCGGAAGUUAAUUAGAGAAUUUGCAAAACAAAAUAGAUUUAAUUGUCACUUGAUUCUCCUUUGUUCUUUGAUGCACAUACUGAGUACCAACACUUCAAAUUUCUCUGUCACUUUCUAAAGAGAAAGAAGGCAAACAUAAGUAGAGUAAAACCAAAGAUAGUAUCCGACAUAAUCAAUGAAGGCAAAAGAAAGAUUCUAGUAACAAUGAUUAAUGAUUCAUAAGACCAACAUUGAACUCUAUCCAUUGUCUUGGAGAAUAUGAAGAAAAGGGAACAAAAUAUGGUUCAAAAACGCAAAAAAAAAAGAAA
Raphanus sativus (radish) is the source of this 1897-nucleotide messenger RNA. RefSeq names its product small ribosomal subunit biogenesis GTPase RsgA 1, mitochondrial-like. Gene Ontology annotation, molecular function: GTPase activity; GTP binding. The transcript has 5 exons. NCBI's taxonomy places the organism in Eukaryota, Viridiplantae, Streptophyta, Magnoliopsida, Brassicales, Brassicaceae. Bases 30 to 1490 code for a protein of 486 amino acids. The record is from RefSeq and is a predicted model, not a curated record.